AUGAUUGAGUCACUCACCGUGUUGACGUUCAACGUCCGAUCGAUGAAGAACGCAGUCAACCAAGUCAAAAUCAUCCGUUAUCUCAAAACCCUUCGGCCGGCCCCUGCGGCCAUCCUCCUGCAAGAGCACCACCUCAGCUACAACGCGUCGCGCGAAGGCUUCGAGAGUGCUUGGCCGGGGGCUUGUAUUCGUUUCACUCCUCAUGUCCUUACCCUCAUACCCGAUGGCUCACCUUUGGCGGGCCAUCUCCUUUCCUCUACCCCGGUCGUCUUUGCAGGAGCUCCUCGUUUCGACGGUCGGAUUCUGCGCUCGGUGUUUCGUCUUGAGGAGCUCGAUGUCGAGAUCAUCAACAUGUACGCGCCGGUGCAGGAGGACGAUCGUCGCGACUUUUUCGGGCUUCUGCACUUCAACGCCCCGAGACCCAAGACUCUUCGGAUCUUGGCCGGCGAUCUCAACGAUUGUCCGGAUGUAUCGGUCGACCGAGUGUCCAUCACCGAUCGCGCUUGGACUCCUGUAUCGCACUGGCAGACCUUGCUGUCAAAGAUCGCGUUCAAGGCACUCGACACGGUCCGACAUGUCCAUUCUUGCACCCCUGCAUUCACUCGUCCUCACUACCGUGGUAGAGGGGAAGAGCGAAAGAUUUGCUCGUGGUCGCGGAUCGACUAUAUUCUUGUCCAAUGCAGUUGGGCGAACCGGUUGUUGAGCGCUUCUACGCUCUUCGAUGCGCCCUGUUCGGACCACAGACCUGUAGUUGCGACUUUCGCUUUGCCUACAUCGAACGCUGAUGCCGAACCCCCCCUUUCUCUUCCCUCCACGAGCGAUUUCAUUUCGAGGCUCAACCCAAUGGUCUUUGACGAUCAAGACUUUGUCGCAUCGAUUCCCGGGGUCGUCGACGAGGUCUAUCAAAGGCUCGAGGGGACCGCUCCGCUCGGCGACGUCUAUGACGCCGCUCUGCGGGCGGUUGCAGUCGCUGGCCAUGCACGAUACCGCUCGACUCGUGCCGACAUGCGCCGACUGCGGGCCGAGAGCCAAUCCGUCAUGGAGGCUUUGGAGGCACGCGGUGAGCACAUGAAUGAGGCCGAGCGCGAUGCGUAUGCUCUUGCCAAGUCGCGGUUGGACCAGUUGGCGGUAAAGGAGGCUCAGUGGCUGCGCAUUCGUGCGCAUGUGCCGUCAGUCGACACGAGGGAAGGUCAAUCGGCAAGCAUUCGCACGCGCCUCAACCGCCGGAGUCGCCAGACGAGCAUCGUCUCGCUGGAGGAUGUGGAUGGCACCGAGACCGUUGACAUGCAGGAGGCGCUGGGUAUUGCUUCACGGCACGCGCAGUCGCUCUUCACGCCGGACCCAGCUCGUGGCGACCCGACGAACGCACGCCGGUCCCUGCUCGACCCUAUUCGCGCAGCGAAAUGCUACGAUGACGACCGCUCGGACCCUACGUUCGGUCGUCGGCUGCCUCGUCAAGCGAGAGUGGCGCUUGACGAGCCCUUCACCCUCCUCGAGGUUGAAGCGGCGUUGAAGAAGACGGAUUCGGGGCGAUCACCGGGGCCCUCGGGCAUUCCGUACGAGCUCUUCAAGGCGCUGCCAACCUACUUUGCUCCCAAGCUGUUGGACUUGUUCAACUCGAUUUGGGAGGGCGGCAAAAUGGCGGCGUCCUUGGCAGAGGGGCUGGUGCGGCUCUUGCCCAAGAAUAAACCGGGGGCCAAUCUGAAAUCACUGGGGGCAUACCGACCGAUCACAUUGCGCGAGACGACCUACAAGGUCCUCAGCAAGGUCUUGGUGGCGCGACUCAAUGGGGUGCUCGGCGAGCUUUUGCCGCCGGCGCAACACGGUUUCAUGCCAUCAAGACGUUCAGCGGACGCGGGAAGUCAUCUCACUCUCCUUCUCGAAAAACUCAAGUCGCUAGGCACUGAUGUUUUCCCCGAGGGCGCCCUCUUGUCCUUGGAUCAGCAGAGCGCGUACGAUCGGGUCGAUCACGCCUGGAUCUUCGAGGUCUUUGAGGCCUUUGGGUUCGGUGAGCGUUUCAUCUCGCUGCUGCGCGCUCUCUACGAUCCCGAGACUCUGGGGGUGCGCUACCUUGUCAAUGGUUUCCCCACGGACUUGGUGCGGUUGCUGUGUGGUCUCGGUCAGGGGGAUCCCCUCUCGUGCCCGGUUUGGAACAUCACGUUCCAGCCCUUCCUCGAUGCCCUCGUUCGGCGCGGGAUCGCGCUCGACCUGCAGAAGGUGUGGCCAGGGGGGCCGCGUGCGCAGCUUACGCAUCUGGCGUUUGCCGACGAUGCUGUGGUGGUGGUGGAGUCACCGGCGGCAUUGUCGAAGCUGCAAACGCUGUCGCAGACGUGGUACGAGGCUACCAACGGGAAGACCAACACGGACAAGACGCUGGUGCUACCACUCGGACCGAACUGGCUUCGGGACGAGACUGCGCAGGCGCUGCCAACGGUGCAGGAGGGGGAGAGCUUCAAGUGGUGCGGCUAUGCCUUCUUUCGCCACGGUGACUCGAAACUGUUUUGGACCCAUGUUCUUGACAGGAUCAAGGCCAAGACCCGCGCCGCUCGAGACCGGACACUUUCGCCGAGUGGGAAGGUUUUCUAUGCCAACGCUCACAUCAUCUCGACGGUCCUCCACGUGCUGUCCUUCGACAUACCGCCUCAAUGGUUCAUUAAGGCGGCGGAGACGGCACUUACGGACUUUGUCUAGGGAGGAGCAGGGCGAAAUACCGUCGCUCGCGAUUUCGUGUUCCAGGCUCGGGAGGACGGUGGCUUGGGUUUGAUUUCGAUUGGCGACAUCGUUCAUUCGGUGGCGCUUCGAUUUUGGGAUGCUGUGGCGGGCUCGGACGAGGCGAUCUGGGCGCCCCUAGCUCGCGAGAGCUGGAGGUCCCUCGUCGCUGCGACCCGCGAUUUCAGUCCGUGGGGGUUCUUCAGCAGCACGGCUCGGGUCGAGAAGCUGUAUCGCGACUCGACGCGCUGGGGGGCAGUCGUUGCAGCGGCCAGGGUCACAGUUCCAACCAUCAAGUCCGAACUCCUUACGCUUCCCGAAUUGCUCUCGCUUCCGCCUCGCCUCCCUUCACUCUAUGCUGAAGGUGCCCAGCACGCAUAUGACGAUGCGGACGCGGUGGCGAAGUUUGCGCAGAUCGCGGACCUGUACUGGAGGGACGAAGGGAAGGGAUGGGCUCUGGUUGGUCAUCGACGCGGGUUCUGGCAGCACUCUAAGGAACCCGCCCUACAGCACGAGCACGUGUGGUCGCGCGUGGGUCAGUUGCUCAAGGCGAAAGCGUUGCUGCCCAAGACCGCGUUGCGACCUGCUCGGAUACCUCUCAAGGAGGCUCCCCGUCCUCGGUGCUUCAACUUCUUUGGGCUCUCCCGACCUUUUACGAUUCGCAAGCUUCGUCGGCUUGUGAACAAGGUGCGGUUCCCAGGGAGGGAGGACCGUGUCAAGCGUUUCCCUGAUGGGACUUCUCAGAGCGAUAGGAAGCGCUUCUGGAGAUGGCUUCAUGACCGGUUCGCGUCUGCUGUCGAGCAGGACACCCACUGGCGGCUCAUGUACGACGUGACGCCGACGCGCAAGAGGCAGCAUACUCAGGGUCAUGCCUCUUCGCCGACGUGUCUGUUCUGCGGCAACGAUGCAGCGGUCAUCGAGACGGUGUCCCACUACUUUUUCGAGUGCGCGUACUCGACCAGCUUCUGGGGUGGGGUGCUACGCAUUCUGCUUGACAAGCUCGGCAUCGAGGAUACCGACGUCGAUCCGUCGACGUUCACUCCGGAGCAGCUGACUAUGGGGCUCCCCCUUUUGCGGGGUCGUGGGAGAACGACCUCGAAAUGGAUGUGGGUUCGGCUGGCCUGCGCGAUCGGCUUCCAGCGGCUGCACCUGCUCCGCUGGCGCGUUCAUCAGCGGUUCGAGCUGGACAACGUCGUGGCCCCUCCCUCGCUUCCCAGUGCGCUCAGAGCGUUCGAGCGAGAUUUUCUCUCUCGAGCGGGUUUUGUGCCUGGGGUUCGAGAUUGGGAGGUGUGAUGACCGAGUUAAGUCCUUCCUUCCCAUUUUCCUCCCCUCCUUUCCUCCCUUCCUUUUCGGUCAGAAGCUGACUGUCUUGAAACUUGUUGCGCAGUGGAAGGCUGCGCACCUCUCCCUCUCUCUCUACUUUGUGCAGUAGCGGUUUUCGUUCUUGGAUGGAUCGGCAAGCCGGGUCGAUCGUCGUUGCGUUGGAGGCUUUGUGAAGUUCUCCCCUCUCUUUCCCCUUUCUCCCUUCCCUUCCUCUUCUCGUUCCUGUUGCUCGGUUGUUGACUACGCUUCAGCCACUUCUCCUUUUAUUCCUAAGCCGUGUGUUGGAUUCCGUCGAAUAGAUCGUUCGUUCGCGUUGGUCAAGAUCUACGGCAUGGAUCGGGAAGAAAGGUCGCUCGUUUUUUUGGUCAAUAUCCUCGCGUCAAGGCGAGGCUUGUUUCGUUGUAUUGGAUCGUUUUCGCUCGGCCCCGACGGCUCAACAGCCAGCACUCGAGACUCAGCCAAGGGAGGACAUCAGGCGCUGUCGGGGUGACGAGUAG
Microbotryum saponariae is the source of this 4529-nucleotide messenger RNA. NCBI's taxonomy places the organism in Eukaryota, Fungi, Basidiomycota, Microbotryomycetes, Microbotryales, Microbotryaceae. The record is from the annotation of a GenBank genome assembly.